CUUCCAUGGGUGAUCAGCCACACACAUCCUACCGAUGUCAGGGUGCGACCUUCUACAGCAACUUAUCGGAAGCUCUUCAAGCUUACCUACCUAUACAGCAAAACUCCUCAGUAUAAUAUGAGGUCGGCGGCGCCUGGAUUGUAUGCAUAUUGUCAAUUUCAAGUGGUGCGAAGAGUCUCGUGUGCUGCCUAGCGCAGUAGGACAAGCUGCAAGCCCAGAGUUUGUUAUUUGUCAGCCUUGAUCUUCAUCGUCCCUGGUGCGGCUUUAUAGCUGAGUUCGAGUGGCUCGAGGAGACUUGGGUAAGUGAGCUGCCCGAUCGACAGCCCUGACUACUAGACGAUGGGAUCUUCUCAAUGCGAGCAAAUCGAGUUUGGCAAGCUUGGGCGGAAUAGCGAUAGAUAUGGGCGAUUUGAGUCUACAGUAGUGGAUUGAUUCCCCUACUUGCAUUUAUUCGCCGGACUGUCGACCAGCUAGCUGGCUGCGGGUUGUACCUACACCAAAUAGUUAGGUACCUCUAUUGUACUCGCACUUUCCUACAGUGGGGUUUGUGGAUGGCCAGCUGGUGAUGAAAAACAUGGAGUCAAUUGCCCAUUUCUUUCUUGGAUUCUGAUAUAGCCGCUAUAUACCUACCUACCUACCUAGGUUCGGCAAGGAGCAAUCCAACGCUGCGUAUUUGCCAAGCCAAACAACAAAUUCUGAUGCGGGCCGCCAUCUCAGGUGGUCAGAUUUAGCACCUAGAAUAAAUACUCAUCUUUCUUCUUGAAAUUUGAGCAGCAAUUUCAUAUCUACAAGCCAACACCAUCCCCAGACCGGCAGCUACCCUUACCAAGACAUAUUACUCGGUGCAGUUCUCAGGUAUCUAGCCUGCUAGCAACCUGGCACGAAAACCCUUAUCUAAGACGCCCAGUCCAGCUUUAACCCAGGUACAUAUCGACGUCUACCAAGUCGCCUGGCAAGGCAAACAAGGUAUCGGCAAGGAUUCCUCCCACUACAGUACUGCUACACUUACUCCCCACAAAUCAAACCCAGAAGUUUUCAAAGUCUUGCCUGCAACGAGCCAGUGGAGAUCAACCUCCGGACUCAACAACCCCAUAGCUAAGGUAGUUGAGCGGCUGUCCUAGGGUUGCGGUCCUCCCUGGCUGUUUGGCCAUUGCGCAAGUGCUAAUCGUGGACCCAUGGCUUGGGGCAUGGUCAUGGCAUCGUCGUCUUUUUGACAUACGGCCGUCAAACUAGCGGCGUGCUAGACCAAUGCUAGCGCUAGCGCAUCGCCCCCAUUAGCCAUUCCAGUCCGCACUCUCCUGACGCUUACCGACGACUUUCCAUUGCUUGCAUUGGUAGGCCGUAUGGUCCCAGACCCUCGGGUCGACCAGAACCGCCACGUCGGAACUGGGCCCGCCUGCUCUGGUUUUUGACUUUCACAACUAUCCCACAGUCCUGUUCCACAUUUCUGAAUGUCCUAUCCUAAUCCUGACGAACAUUUCAGUGCCCUGAGAGAUAUCACCUGAAAGAUGUCGUCGACCGAGCUCCGCCACAUACAGGUCUGAAGAGAUCUUGCUUUUUUUGGCGGGGGCAUCCCAUUCAAAGAAAAAAAAGGGAAAAAAAAGGAAGAAAAAAAUAAAGAAUCAAGAAACUACCAAUGUACGGCGCACCCAAUAUCUCCCUCGACGCACUCGAGAGAGCUGGUCUCAUCUCUCCCGAAAUCCUUCAUCUCAGGAUGGAGGGAAACGUCGACGUCCUUGAGCCAGUCUCCUCCAGUGACUCGUCUCUCGAACUAGAUGAAAGGGAUUUCACUGUCACCUCUGAUUAUGAUCCAUCUAUCGAUGGGACUUCCGAAGUUGGUUCCGUCACUUCAAGUGUAUAUGCACAUAUUCAUGAGCACGGAAGACGUUACCACAAAUACAAGUACGGGAGAUAUCCUAUACCCAACGAUGAGAACGAAGAAGGCCGUGAAAGUCUACGGCACUCGAUGGUCUUGACGCUGCUCAAAGGGAAAAUGUUUCUGGCACCCAUUGGGGAUAACCCCCAGAGAAUCGUCGACCUUGGAACUGGCUUUGGCCAAUGGGCGAUUGAGAUGGGGGAUGCUUUCCCAAGCGCCCAGAUCACCGGCAUAGAUCUGUCGCCCGUGCAGCCUGUGUGGGUUCCUCCCAACGUCAACUUUGUCGUUGAUGACAUUGAGGAGGACGCCUGGGGCAGGGACGGCAUUUUUGAUUACGUGCACUUGCGAGUCACUGCAAGUGUCCUUAGGGACCCUAUAAAGGUAGCUGCAACAGCUUUCGAUAAGCUGAAACCGGGCGGGUGGAUUGAGUUCCAAGAGAUAUAUCCAAAGGUCUCAUGCGACGACGGAAGCAUGCCCGACGACUUUCCUCUCAUCGAACUCUACGACCUGAUAGAACGCUUGCUGGCUCAACACAGCGGCUUCCAGAUCUUCAUCGCCGAGCAACUCCCGCGCGAGCUCGAGAGGCUCGGCUAUGUCAACAUACAGCGGCGCGUCUUCAACAUCCCCGUGGGGACCUGGGCCAUGAGUCGCCGACUGUCUAGGGCAGGUUAUCUAUUUCGGGUGGUCGUGGCUGAGCUUGUGCCUGUACUUGCCGCCAAGGCCGAGCAGAUCGGAAUCCCGUCUGAAGAGGUCGACAGCCUCUCGUGUCGUGUCCUCGAGUCGAUGCAUGCCGAGCAGCCAACAAACGUCCAUGCUUACGUCCCAUUUCACUUUGUCUGGGCGCAGAAACCCGAGUUAUGACGGUUCAUGACAGCUUUUUUUUUUUCCCCAACAAACAGCCCCUCAUCCUGACGGCAAAUAUACAUACUUGCACCCUGCGGAAAACCACCCGCCAGUCGUCCAGACUCAUGAAGCUACAUGGAAAGCAUGCCAAGAUGGAAUGGAAGUACAAAUGAGAACAGCCCAAAUGAAACCGAAAUUCCAAAAGAAGUAUCUGCAUUGGUGCCCAAAGCUUGCCGGAAAGCUUGCCGGCGUCCGAGCUCGGGUUCGCCCGAAACGGUCAAGGUCCAGUCCUAGGGCGGCACCCCGUGACGAAUAGCCGGCAGGGGUCGCCAUUAUCGCGAUGCGUAUGAAUGCAACACACCCAAAGACUUUGUCCGAAAGGAAAAUACCCCGAUUUGCACUGCAAAGCCAGCUGGUCUCUCCUCGUUUGUUGGAUGAUCCCUUACGAAACCUCGUCCCGCAUGACGGAAACUUUUUCAGGGCACGAGGACAUUCAUGAAUCCCGAUACAACAGACAACCCCUGUCCCGCACCACACAGUCCCAAGCGGGUUCGCGCAUGCAGGUGGAUGAUCCAGAUGUGACCAUCCUGUCGGUAACUGUAUGUAUGAGGGCGGUGAAAAGAUGACAUGGAGAUCAGUUGGGCUUUUAUGACAUUCAGGGAACAGUCUGGCAAGCCGGGUUCAGGGAUCCAUGCACUCGAGGCCACUCGACGGGACGUUGGCAAUGAGAAUCAGACCAUUUUGAGAACCAAACACAUGUGGCAAACUAUCAUGUCGGGAUUUUUUUUUCGUGCCGGGUUGGGUAGCAUUGAUGAACGAAUACUGCAUGAUUACAAUCCAGGUGUCAUAUUCCCCUUUACCACAGACGCUAUAACCAAUAGGAGUAGAUUUCCAGUCCGUGGUGGUUGUCCCGUUCUUUUUUU
Messenger RNA from Pyricularia oryzae 70-15, 3642 nucleotides. RefSeq lists its product as uncharacterized. Gene Ontology annotation, molecular function: methyltransferase activity. The transcript is spliced from 6 exons. The coding region runs from base 1637 to 2737 and encodes 366 amino acids. Lineage: Eukaryota; Fungi; Ascomycota; Sordariomycetes; Magnaporthales; Pyriculariaceae. The record is from RefSeq and is a predicted model, not a curated record.